AUGCCCAACGUCGAAACACUGAGAUUGUUCGUGCAGUAUACGGACUCCGGACCAACGGUGCACGGCCCGAACGAGGGCCAGCUCUGUCCCACGCUAUGCGGGUUCGCUCCCUCCGCUGUCGUGCUGCGCGGCAUGUCGCUCGUGUUCGAUGACAUCCCGCUGGAGAUCUGGAUCCCCCGAGUCCUGGACAGGAUGAACCGGCUCAUCCUCGUCCUGGACCCGGGACCGACCGGCGAGCAGUGGCGGAGACACGCUAGGACCAGCCAGCCGACCGAGAUGGCUAACGCCGGUAUUGUGUCAGUGCUCCGCGCUCUACCCAAUCUGGACCUCACGAUCGUGUUCAACGCGCGGCCAGGCGAGAUCUGGGACUCGGACUGCAACCCGGUCAUCAUCAAUGCGCUGGGCCACCUGCUGUCCAGCUUUGCGGGCACGGCAACAAUCGUCAACCUCGAGUCUGUCACUUCUCACCCAAAACUGGACCGACAGAGGCAGAUCCAGAAUCUCAACUACUUGCAAGAGGUGCGAUAUGGCCUAAACCGGACGAUCUUCGAGCGGAGCUCCUUCAGCAAUGCCCCGCAGUACCUCUCCAUGCGCGCAUGGCUGCGUCGCUGCCGUCUCAGCAGCAAGGCAGUCGACAGCACCGAGAACGAAUGGGACACGCAAAGCGCCUGGGCCAUCUUUCCGCGGUACGACAGGCGGUUCUUCGAGGAAGAGAGGGAGAGGCUCGCCAUGGAGGCGAGGCACCAGCCGCACCCGCCCAUGGCAUGGGUGCCGCCCCCGGUUGUGGAAGCGCAAUGGGCAGGAUCGGUGUGGAACACUGGCCAGCCGACCGACGGGCCGCCGCCGGGGCUGAUCGCCGAUCCCAACCGCACGGGCGAAACCUCGACCUUGGUUCUCAGACCCAGGCCACAAGACCGAGUCGAGCCUGACGACGGACCCGCCCCGCUCUUCGGUCUCGAUGCGGCGACGCUCGAGGCACUUGGAUUCAACCCCGCGACGGUUGCGGCUAUGGACUCGCAGAGGCGGAGCUUGGUGGAGGCCAUCGCACGCGGAGAGGCGGCGAAUCUUGUCCGAGCAGCUCGGGCUGCACGGGCCGAGGCGACCGAUGCCGCCGGCCGCGCUGGUCCCUCCACCAGCAGCGGUGGGGGCAGCAGCAGUAGAUUGAACGUUGACAUCGAAGCUUAUGAGGCUACAUUUGCGGCGAUGGAUCCGGUGACUAGAGAGAUGAUCCAAGCUCUCGUGCUGGAGGAGCCGUCUUCCCCGCGGCCCCGGCCCCACCCCCCUCGCAAUGCCGACCAAGCGCGGGGUGCUCCACCAGACGAUGACUUCAGCAUCGACGCUGCUCCCGAUUUUGGACAUGUUCCGCAACUUGAAGCACUACACGUCGAGACCAGGAAGGUGAUCGAGGCGCUGGUGCGCAGGGAGGCGGCUGAAGCUGGGCGAGAACGUCUAGCCGGGUCAGCUGAGCGUGCUUUACCCUCCCGGACACGGACGGACAGGCCAGGUCCCUCCACACAAGGAUGUGGGGAUGACAAUCGGACGGAAGAAGCCGACGCUCUCGCCUCGGCCGGUAUCUCCUCGGCCACGCUUGCGGCCAUGGACCCCAGCACUGCAAUGUUGGUGACGGAGUCAGCACUGGACGAGUGGCGACUCCCCGAAGAGCAGCGAGUGAGGGAUGCUGAGCUGGCUGUGCAGCUAUCGGCGCCGGGCGUGCGUACCCGGGAGGAGGCGAGUGAGCCGUCGGCGGCGUUGCGGCCACCCGCGCAGGCGCCGUCUCCGACCCGGCCGAUUGGCAUCCCCACUGCGCCAGCGGUCGAGCCGCGGCCCACACUUGUUCUGCGCGGGUUUCAAGUCCCGGCCGAAAGACCCUCACAGACAGAGGGCGAUGCCCCCCAGGUCGCUGCCGUUUCAAGAGAACCAGCGGCCGUGGAUAGAGUCAGCGCCCGACUCGCCGCUGCGUCAGCAGCCUUGGAACGAUGGCAGGCUCCACGUCCGCGACUUUCCGAUGCGCGUUCACGCGUGCGAUUCGUUGAGCGCUCCGAUCCCAGGCAUCCCGGACAUGGCGAGUGGGUGUACGUCUCAGGUUCCUCGCGAUCGAAGUACUGGGACGUCAAGCCUCUAGUCGCAGACGACGAUCCUCGCCACCCUCUCAAUGACCCCAACACCUCUCCCCUGGCUGUGCGAUGGCCCGCCUACGUCUACGCUACCGGAUCGGCUGACAGUGAGGAGUACACCAUCGGUCAAGCGCCGUUGUGGGACAAUUAUGAAGUCCAGGAGCCAGAUUGCAACCCUGACGACCCCGAGAGUAUCGCAAAGCUCGAGGCGGAGGGGCUGAGAGUGACGUCUGACCCGAGCCCGGAGGUGCCUGUUGAUGAAGUGCAGAGGUUCGUGGUGGACGGAACGUGGAGGCCCGUAAGGGAUUACUCGCACUUGGAUCAGGCUACUUCGCGAUGA
Messenger RNA from Trichosporon asahii var. asahii CBS 2479, 2454 nucleotides. RefSeq lists its product as uncharacterized. Lineage: Eukaryota; Fungi; Basidiomycota; Tremellomycetes; Trichosporonales; Trichosporonaceae. The transcript has a single exon. The coding region runs from base 1 to 2454 and encodes 817 amino acids. The record is from RefSeq and is a predicted model, not a curated record.